Zymoseptoria tritici IPO323 is the source of this 1037-nucleotide messenger RNA. RefSeq lists its product as uncharacterized. The record is from RefSeq and is a predicted model, not a curated record. The transcript is spliced from 2 exons. The coding region runs from base 57 to 1037 and encodes 326 amino acids. Lineage: Eukaryota; Fungi; Ascomycota; Dothideomycetes; Mycosphaerellales; Mycosphaerellaceae.
GUUGAUACAUCACUGUGCCUCUUGACGAUGAGUCGGAUGCACUAUCGCGACAUUCCAUGGGGAGAGCGUGUGCGAGAUCCUUCCACAAACAUCUCGAUGGAAUCAUAACAGAAGCACCAUCCAGCAGCGUGCGACAUCGCACGUCCUUCGCCAUGGCUUCACAUCGGCUCAAGCGCGUUACACAUCUGGUGCUGGACUUUGACUCGACUCUGACCGUCAAAGAUACCAUGAGCGUACUAGGAGACAUUCCCGCCAGCCCGAAACUGAGCUGGAACCAGAUCUCCGAUGAUUACACGAAAGACUACAACACUUACAAAAACGAACCCUACCCUUGGAAAGACUACGAUCGCAAGGAGUACAGCGGCUGGCUAGAAGCUCGUAGAUGGGUUGAAGCUCGGAGCGCGAAGCGAGUUGAAGAUGCUGGCUUCUUUCGCGGCGUCACGCUCGAAGAUGUCAAGCAGACUGUUGCCCGCUCCCUCGAGAGCGGAAACCUACAGCUCCGCGAGGGCUGGGUCAAGCUCUUCGAGCUCUUUCUUCCGGACCACGACGACACGAGCGGCGUGAUCCACGGCGGUGGCCUCAGUAUCGACAGUCUCUGCCGCCUCAUCAAUGACAUGCAUAUCCAUGCGAAUGAGAUCGAAGGUCUCUGCUCGCCGCUCGGUAGCUCUGGGAGAGUCUGUCAUCCUCUCAACAUGGACAUUCGCACCUCUGCUGACAAGCUCCGCUAUAUGCCUCCAUCUCGACGCAUGUGGGGUGGGGUCGGCCCACAUGUGAUAUACAUUGGUGACUCCUCCACGGAUUUCGAUGCGUUGUGCGCCGCGGAUGUCGGUAUCUGGCUCUGCGAUGUUCCGGAACUGCAGUAUGGCCCGACUUUCAAAAAGAUGUUCGAGCCGCUGGACUUUGUUCCACCACCGCUGGUAUCGUGGCGUGAGCAUGGAACAGACAAGAAGCAUCUCUUUUGGUGGGCUCCGAACUUCGACGUUGUGCUGGAGCAUCUUGGUACUUCGAGGCAAAGUACUGAGCAGAGCGGAGCGUGA